AUGCCCUUUGAAAUCUAUGACUUGCCGUAUGACCGGGACUGGAUCGACAACCUCAUCGCACACAAAGCAGAUUACCUAGCAGGCGCCCUCGGUUUUAAGCGCACGUCCAAACUAUGGAGGUUGCGCUUCAAAGAUCGUUCAACCGAGCCCGUUAUCCAGAGAUGGUUGGAUAACAUUGAAAAGCUAGAAGGCGAAAUUGAAGAAUCUACUGGCAGCCCGAGACCCUUCACCAUUGACUCCGUUGACUUGAAGUUCACGAUGGAACUGGGAUUUGACCCAAACGUUCAGCAUCUGAUUAAAGCAUCGAUGCGGCCAACCCUGGACUGCGAGGGCGUUACGGAAGAGAACUUCUAUGUCAUCGCCCUGCUUUGGCAUACGCGACUCCUAAUGCUUUCGAAGCCCUCUCUGUUCCUUGAAUGGAAGUUGCAAGGCCGCCAAUCGUUGAAACCUCGUGUCCUGUUUGGACUUGAACUUUUGUUGUUUUUCUAUGACAAACGAGAGUUGAAACGAGGAGAACGGGAUAUCGAUGCGGUACGGCCGGUUAUCCACGACUUGCCUGUCACGGGAAUUACCGACGACGUUGCUGAAACAUGGACGGAUCUUGACAUUCUAGACGAAACCUUAGACUCUAGAGCACGAAUGUUGAGACAGGUUUCGAACGCGAACAUAAAAGCUAUGAGAAGUAGACUUCUGAGCAAUAUAGUACGGCCGGCGAUGUCCUCUGAGGAGCGCAAACAAAUUGUGAAAGCUCUGCUCAAAGACCCCGAAGAUCAUCUGAAGAAGUAUAUCACUUACGAGCCUCGUGAUAGAUCUGUUCCAGACACGAUAGUGGAGAGACGGAUUGAUAUUGCUAAGGUAGCAGCAAUGGACGCAGGGGCAGAGUCGCAAGUUGACCCCGAUACGGAAAAGCUCAAAGGAGAACUUACCUACGAUGGAAAUUUGGAUGUCGAAGAGCAUCGGGAGAAAGUGAAGCGGGCAUCAGCAGAUGCCCCAUCGCUGGAGGAUGCUUGUAGGAUGUUGGGCCUCAAUUCCACACGGCCAGCCAUCAGACCGGAAAACGGACCAGAGACAGUGUUGAAGGGCUGGCAGGUAAGGGCAAUCGCCUGGAUGUUGGCACAGGAAAAAGGAAAUUUCAGGUCGGGUAUACUCGCAGACGCUUGCGGUCUGGGAAAGACGCUGACGCUUCUCUCCUUUCUUUACAUUUCUUCCAAAGGGCACUCUGCACCGCCGUACCGGCCAACGCUUAUUGUGGUACCAGCCGGCUCCAUUGAGACAUGGUUCUCGGAGAUCAGAGCGCGAUUCAAACACGGCCUCAAGCUAAAAAUAUUCUAUGACUCGAAAGGCAAAGCCCCACACGCCAAGAAAUCUUUUACAGUUGACAAUAACAAGUUUCGCGAAUGGCUCACGGGAUUGGAUUCGAAUGACGAAAAGACAGGUCGAACAAUUGUGCUUACUUCAUACUUAACGUGGGUUGAGAGAUGUAUAGAGAGUGUGGAUGGCGAAGGGAAGACAGAUGACAAUGCCGACAAACCUGCAGAGGACAUUAACAAGUCUGAAAAACAGAACAAUGCUUGCGAACAACAUGUUGCAGAGACAGAAGCUUCAGAGCCAAAGCUCAGGCACAAGUCGGGCUUAGAGCUGACUGGCCGGUUUGCGCGAGUUGUAUGUGACAAGGGCCACAUCAUUAGGAAUGUCAACACAAAGACGAAUCGGUGCAUCACCGGACUCAAGUGCCCCCAUACAUGGAUCCUGACGCCGACACCUAUGAUCAACAAGCCGCUCGACCUGAGAGGUUUGCUGAUGGCGAUAUAUGAUCCCUCUUGGGAAGAUACUGAUGCUUCCGGCACGGAUACAAACCUCCUCGCUGAGUACGAAAAGGCAGAUAAGACCAACUCGCUUCCUUUGAGACUGCUUUCACCCGUCAAUCUUGAUAAGCUGGAUCAGGCUGGGCAAUUAGAUUCCAGAAUCUGGUAUGAAGUGAUUCUACGGAACAUUUGUCUUGCUCGGGAUCAUGAGGACCUGGUCGACCCGUCUACAGACCCUCAAACUAGGAUUCGGGAUGAUAUACCUAACAUAUCCAUCUGGACCACAGAGCUCAGAUACAGUGACAACUUACGGGAAGAACACGACACCGAGUACUUCAAAUGCCAGAGUAAGAAAGGAGAGAACACGCAACGCGAUCUGUGCCUCCUCGCGAUCUGUCCUCGUCUCUACAAGUUCGUGAGAGAAAAGAAAACAUCAGAUAGCAAACUUGAAGAUGAACUCGACCGACAAGACCUUGGCUUCUCCCUAUUCUUCAAAACAACGCGCAAGGAUCCUGUCUUACUGCCGGCUCUGCGCCCCGCUAUGGCCUACUACAUAGGAAGCGAGUCUCCAAAGUUGCGCUACAUGCUUAGAAUCUUCAAGCAAGAAGGCAUGUUUAAUGAUUCGCGUCCUGUCGACCAAGCUGCGCCUCGAUUUAUUGUUUUCUGCAGGCGGAAUAUCGUGCUAUGGUUCCUGCAAUUAUUCCUCGACUCCUUGUCCAUCCCCUACCAAACCCUGAAAGCUAAGAAUCGCACCUGCAAAUACCAUCCGUCGGUCGCCGCAGCCAACUUCAACAACCCAUCAUUUGAUUGCCAAGUUCUCCUGACCACAUUUUCCUGCGAGUGGGCCAACCUAAAUCUGCAUUCAGCCUGUUCCAGGGCCAUCAUCUUCGAGCCCGCUGCCAAUUACAACUCGCUCAUCCAUGCGAUUGGCCGCAUCCAUCGCCUGGGACAAACUGAAAAACAAAAAGUAUGGAUUCUUUUCAUGAAUCAUACCAGCGACCGCUGGAACGAGUAUAAAUACCUUACACAAGCCUAUUUCCAAAUGCCGUUCCCGCGAGGGAACGGCGGGAGGAGCACUCAGACUGUACCUAGAAAUAACCAAGUCAAUGGGCAACCAACGACAAAGCCUCCAGGUGGUGCGAGACGCAACAGUACCAGUCUGACUCAGGAACAGCUUGAGGAAGCAAAUGAAUUUGUCAUGGAGCAGCUUGGACAGACCUGUUCUCGCCUCACAAUGGGCAACAACGAGGACUUGGGAAGAUACGAUGAAGAUGGCGUUGACAAUAAAACCGAAGAUGUCAGUGAGGAUGACAGUGAAGUCGACGAUGACGAUGACGAUGAUGACGAUGAAGAUGCCGACGGAACAAAGGUUAAUGAAGAGAAUAACAACCAGCAUCGAUCUCAACAGGCAAAAAAGCAGCAAAAGAGAAAGCUUAUUAUCUUGACGUUCUAUUAUGCUCUCAGGAUUUUCUUGGUGUUUUCAUGCCCCAAAUGUGGUCUCUUCGGAGGUAUGGAGUGCAUUACUGGAAUUAUUUGGUCGGGGUCUGCAGAAGUUAGGGCUAUGAGUUAG
Molecule: messenger RNA, 3375 nt
Organism: Aspergillus mulundensis
Lineage: Eukaryota; Fungi; Ascomycota; Eurotiomycetes; Eurotiales; Aspergillaceae
Exons: 3
Coding region: 1-3375 (1124 amino acids)
Molecular function (GO): ATP binding; ATP-dependent chromatin remodeler activity
Source: RefSeq, a predicted model, not a curated record